Molecule: messenger RNA, 3198 nt
Organism: Cutaneotrichosporon cavernicola
Lineage: Eukaryota; Fungi; Basidiomycota; Tremellomycetes; Trichosporonales; Trichosporonaceae
Gene: SWE1
Exons: 3
Coding region: 1-3198 (1065 amino acids)
Biological process (GO): protein phosphorylation; negative regulation of G2/MI transition of meiotic cell cycle
Cellular component (GO): cytoplasm; nucleus
Molecular function (GO): ATP binding; protein tyrosine kinase activity
Source: RefSeq, a predicted model, not a curated record
AUGUCGGUCCCACUAACCCAACUCCAAAACAAGCUGUCUCAUGUGUCGCUCGGCAAAACGCAGUCAACCCCUCCGCUCGUGAGCGAGAUGAGCCCGGAGGCCAUGACGCGCACACCAGCUAGCAGCUGCCCACCGUCCGUCGAUACCCCACCACCACCAACAACCACACCACAACGGCUACCUGGGGGGAUGCUCCGCCGCAAUACCCCAGCGCCGUUAACUGCCACCUACGACCACGGAUGUUCCAGCGCGACUGCCAUGCCCACCAAUAACACCCUCUUGGGGCUGGGGUCGCCUUUCCUAUCCAAGUCCGCCCCCCGUCGCGAUGCGCUAGAGUCGCCCACCUUCCCCCCUCCCCGUCAUCAACAGGAUUGGAGAGAGACCGACACUGUGCCCGACCUGCAAGUGCCUGGUCCGUCUUCUCACAGGCGCUUCUCGAACGCUGAGGACACUGGGUCAUGCACGUCGGCUUCGUCCCUCUUCAGUUCGGAGCGCCACGCGCCCCAGCUUUCGCGCCCGUCUGUGGUCAACGUAUGGGACAUCGGCAACCCUGGCUACGGCGAGGACGACGCCACGCUUCCAGUCAAACGUCCACAAUUCAGUGGCGCGUCGCGCCCUAACGACCAGUUUUGGCAGACGCGUCUCUUUCAGUCUUCGCCCGGACCCAGUUCUCCUCUUUUGGGCAAGUCACUGGCGCCUUCCCCAACUAGCAGUAGACCCCUUUCACCUUUCUUGCCGUUGCCGUUAUCCCGCGUCGAUUCAGCGUCCUCAACUGCAGCUCUCGAGAACGAACCAAUCAACUCCCCUAUUCGGAGUGAGAGUAUAACGGCAUCGACACGGAGGGGAGGUCGCGGUCGCUCGGGCAUGGGACAACACGAGGAUGACCAUUUGUCGAUCCCUUCUCCCGAGUCCCUGCCGCGCCGCACGUCCGAUCCAUCACACCCUUCAGACUCAUCGGCCUUUUUCUUAGCCCAGUACACUGCCUCUCGCGACACACAAAGUGAGAUGGCACAUCACUACACCACCAGUUCCCCACCGUCAUCAGAAGCAAACCAGGUUGACUCGACACCAUCGCGAUCAGCGUCCUCGAAGCGCCCCAAUACUGCGCUUCCCCCAAGACCCGUCCACCACACCUCGGGGCUGCGAAACAACGACCUACCCUUCCCUGGCCGGAGCGAGGGCACGCCCAACUGGACACUGCCCAGGCGCGCAGACCCCUUCCACCCUGUGAGGCCAAGACUCCCUAAAAGAGCCACGAUGCCAGAGAUACCAACCUCCAACGGCACUCCACUGGCUCGCCUUCACCUGUUUGGCGACGACAAGCCAUCUCCAGCGGCCUUCGAGUCGUCGGGUAUCAACAAGAAGCGGGGAGAAAAACACCGACCGAGGUCCUCUCUCCCAAUGGCCAAGCACACUCCCAAGUGGAGCCCCAUGCCUAAAGCCGCUCCCCGUACCGAACAGCGGCCAGUGCGCUCCUUCCUUGCAUCCUCUUUCGCAAGCGCGACAGGUGUGUCACGGUGCGACAUCCGUGACAGUGACAACGACACUCGCGAGGAGCUUUCGCAUGAGUACGAGCUUGAAGACACUGACCAGGAGGACAUGAGUCCCCUCAGGCCAAUGCGCUCGUCACUCCGCCGGUCAAUAGGCUCGCACCAUCGUCGGCUCUCGUCCACCGCAUCUGACUUGAUGACGUCGCCCGUGAGCAGGCGGAACGGCGGUCACGCAAGGAUGUCGUCGACAACUUCGUCGAUCGGAGGAUCCAGAGGUCUUAGACGUAAGGGCAGUUCUCUCUUUGGUUCAGGCGCCAGCGAUGGCGAGAUGCCCACUCCUGCCACGCCAACCAAGAGCGCCCCUCUCGCUGCUAUUCAACCGAAGUGUGGAAUGACGACGCCUUCCCCCACGCCAGCGUCCACGAGGUACCCAUUCGCGCGCCGACUAUCGAUGGCGUCGGUCACAUCGGUUGACAUCUCACCCACGGCUACUCCCCUUGCUCCGGGACAUGUCCGUACCUUGUCGGGAAGUGGACCUGUGGUGCGCGCGUCCAACCUCAUGCUCGCUGCCACCUACCGGGCACACGGCGGCAUGCCUGCAACCCCUGUCGGCGAGUCGCAAAUUGGCGACACGUACAUCCCUAGGGAGGCACGAGAAGCAGGUAUAGGCCGUUAUGAUCGCGACUUUGCGACCAUUCAAGCCCUCGGCCAGGGCGAGUUCUCUUCUGUCUGGAAGGUCCGCUCCAAGGCCGACGACAUCUUGUGGGCUGUCAAGAAGGGCAAACCAUACAGCGGUAACAGAGACCGUCAACGACAGCUUGAAGAGGUCGCGAUCCUACGCGCGAUCGGACAGGUUCAGCACCUGAACAUUAUUCGUCUGGCUGAUUCCUGGGAAGAGGCCGGGCGCCUUCACAUCCGGACAGAGUUGGCUCCGUGUGGCGACCUCGCGCACUUCCUCUUGUCCGUCUCAGAGUUUGGCGGACUGGAGGAAGGGCGAGUGUGGAAGAUGCUUGCUGAGCUCACUUCGGCAUUGCACCACAUCCACUCUCAUGGGGUCCUCCACCUUGACUUCAAGCCCUCCAACAUUCUCAUUACGACCGACGGUAUCCUGAAAGUGGCCGACUUUGGCCUCAGCGUGUUUGCCAUCGUCCCACAGGCCGCCAGCGAUCACUCGCAUGGUGAGCUGGGUGUCAUCAACAGCGACAGCGAGAGGAGCCUCGGGCCGAGCCCCGUGGUCGACCACGAGGGCGACCGCGAGUAUCUAUGCCCUGAGGCAUUGAACGACGUACCGCCUGCCCCGCCCGCGGAUGUGUACUCAUUGGGUAUUAUGACACUCGAGGCGGCGCUGAGCGUCGAGCUCCCGUCGAACGGGGAGGCAUGGAUCAAGCUGCGACAUGACGACUUCUCGGACCUUGAGGACCAGUACGCCAUUCGUGGCGGCCCGAAACCGGACGCGGUUCCGGGCGUGCCGCCGACACCCGUCGUGAGCGCGAAGCUCAUCAAGACCAUCGGCCACAUGAUGGCAUCCAAUCCUGAGCAGCGCAUGACGCUGACUGAGGCACUCGCUGUGGCACCGCUACGGCGGGCGCAGGAGGCGAUGGAACGAGGGAGGGCGGAGGGGGGUUUGUUGAGGGGCCGGAUUGCGGGCCCUGCACUAGUAGAGGAGGCUGAUGAAUGGACGGCGUACGUGCUGGGUGAAAUCGUAUAG